AUUUAUUUGCAUCUUACAGAUAUCACACAUAUUCCGGUGUGCGCGUAUACAGGGACUAGAUACUUUCGAAGGGUUACUGCUAUUCGGAAAAGAACAUUGUUAUGUGAUAGAUGGUUUUACCUUGAUGAAAAAUCGAGAAAUACGAGACAUAGAUUCACUUUGCUCUGGAAGCUACGAGCCAAUUCUACCAAAUCCAGGAAAUGUCAGAACACCCCACGAGAUGAGACAAAGUUCAAAAUUUGCUUAUGAAGACAUUCGAGAGGUCCAUAAACGAAGAUAUCUGCUACAACCCAUUGCUUUGGAAGUGUUCUCAGGCGAUGGUCGGAACUUUUUGCUAAGUUUUCCACGCAAAGUUCGGAACAAAGUGUAUCAGAGGAUUAUGUCUGUUGCUACUUCUAUUGCGGAUAAUGCUCAACAAUCAGUUGCUGGCCAAAGUCGCACAGCAAAUGUAGAACAAUCUUCGAAUUUGUUUAGCAGCCUUAUAGGAGAAACUUCUGUUACUCAGCGAUGGGUGCGUGGAGAAAUAUCAAACUUCCAAUAUUUGAUGCAUUUGAACACAUUGGCCGGAAGAUCGUACAAUGACUUGAUGCAAUAUCCAGUAUUCCCGUGGAUUCUCGCCGACUACGAAUCGGAUUGGCUUGAUUUCUCUAAUCCUAAGACUUUUCGUGAUUUUUCAAUGCCAAUGGGAGCGCAGUCGAAGGAACGCCUCCAACAGUUUGAAAAGCGUUAUCAAGAAUGGGAUGAUCCACAUGGUGAAACUCCGCCAUAUUUUUAUGGAACACAUUACAGCUCAGCAAUGAUUGUUUGUUCAUAUCUUGUUCGCCUAGAGCCAUUUACACAACAUUUUCUGCGUUUACAAGGAGGUCAUUUUGAUCUAGCCGAUAGGAUGUUCCACAGUAUCAAAGAAGCGUGGCAUUCAGCGUCGAAACACAAUAUGGCCGACGUAAAAGAACUUAUUCCUGAGUUUUUUUACUUACCCGAGUUUUUAACCAAUGCAAAUAAUUUUGAUUUUGGUAUGAAGCAGAAUAGCGAGACAUUAAAUCAUGUCGUGUUGCCGCCAUGGUCGAAAGGAGAUCCGAGAGAAUUUAUUAGAGUACAUCGAGAUGCUUUGGAAUGUGAUUAUGUCAGUCAACAUUUACAUUUGGUAAGAGCCAUCUUAAUGCUAAUUUUGCUUAUAAACAGCAUGCUAGUAUAGAAACAACACAACUUG
Messenger RNA from Topomyia yanbarensis, 1210 nucleotides. RefSeq names its product WD repeat and FYVE domain-containing protein 3-like. The transcript is spliced from 3 exons. The record is from RefSeq and is a predicted model, not a curated record. Lineage: Eukaryota; Metazoa; Arthropoda; Insecta; Diptera; Culicidae. The coding region runs from base 125 to 1195 and encodes 356 amino acids.